Caenorhabditis briggsae is the source of this 1395-nucleotide messenger RNA. Lineage: Eukaryota; Metazoa; Nematoda; Chromadorea; Rhabditida; Rhabditidae. The coding region runs from base 1 to 1395 and encodes 464 amino acids. The record is from RefSeq and is a predicted model, not a curated record. The transcript has 7 exons. Gene Ontology annotation, biological process: innate immune response.
AUGACGAUUUUCAUUGUUCUGCUUUCUGCGUUUUUGGCCUCAGCCUCCGCAGACGGUUAUUCCUGUACUGGAAGUCAUACGAUCAACCCACCUGCAGAUCUAACUAAGCCAUACUACUACCCAGAAGGAUGGACAGAAUCCCAGGAGCCCGCGACGUACGCCGGUGGUCAGACGUGCAAUUGGAAAAUAAAUGUGCCCCAGGGAAUGUUUGCAACAGUAACCUACUAUAAGAAAACUGCGUCAGAGUCUGGAAUCACUUGCUUGUAUCCAAAUGGUUAUGAACAAUUCAUCGAGGACCAAGACCAAAACCCAUACAUCUUCACGAGUCCCCAAUUCCAAGUAAACCUUAAGGUCUCUGAUGACAGUGGAGAAUUCUCCUUCAAAGUUGUUUGGACUAAAUACCCGGGAGCCUGUCAAGUCAACAAUCAACUAACCGACACUCGAGCGUCAGCAUCAUCUCCAUCUCCGUGUAUAACCACUUACACCUCACCGAAUCGCGUGGUUCUUGUUGGAUUCUCCUUGAAAGACGAUAAAUAUCCGCUACUCCGACAGUCGGCAAUUUAUGAUGGUGACUCUGUAAACAGUUCAUAUUUGGGAAACUUGGCAACAGCUAGAUAUCAAAUUGUGGCCACUGGAAACAAGUUGACAAUUCACACAUUUGGAUUAAGUGCGGUGUUCAAUUAUACACUGUUCAUGGGAAUGGACACUAAUGCCCUUGGAGAUGUUCAACAAAUCACUGGAGUAAACCCGCCAUACGACUCGAGAUUCGCAUACUAUUUGUACUUGAAUUCUGAAGAAAAAGUCUCUGCGAUCGCUACAAUUGGAAGAGAUCCAGACUAUCUGGAGCAGAUUCGAGAGUUUCCGGGUGGAGCAAAUUUGAGAGUUUACGAAGAACAAAUCAGUGAUAGCAACUUGAUGGCUACAAUUAACCAGUACAACUUCCAAAAACAAUUGCCAUUGGAAGUCAAAACGUCUCUGAAAAUCUACAAGUUGGACGGUGGAAAAGUCUACAUCCCAAUGACCAAAAAUGCAAGUGAAGCAAAUUGGAAUACUGUAUUCGAUGGUCGAUUUGUGAAUGUUCAUUCUUUGGAUUAUAGAAGGACCAGCUAUACUCAGGACACUUUUGAGACUUUCCAAAUUGCGCCUAAUUCGAUAAAAUUGUAUUUCAAGUUCAAUGUGGUUAAAUUUGACACCCAAGGUGGACCAACUACACUUGCUAUCACAAUUUACAAAGAUGGAUAUACAGUGUAUUCCGAUACUUUUUCUAAAAACCAUUUACCACCACCCAAUACUAUCAAAAUUCUCGGAGAUAUGAUGACAAUUCAAUACCAAACACAUGGAACUUAUACAAAAGGAUUCGAAGUCGAUCUGGUGACUUCUAGAAAUUCAAACUAA